Molecule: messenger RNA, 2391 nt
Organism: Australozyma saopauloensis
Lineage: Eukaryota; Fungi; Ascomycota; Pichiomycetes; Serinales; Metschnikowiaceae
Gene: TCO89
Product: Tco89p
Exons: 1
Coding region: 1-2391 (796 amino acids)
Biological process (GO): TOR signaling
Cellular component (GO): TORC1 complex; fungal-type vacuole membrane
Source: RefSeq, a predicted model, not a curated record
AUGACAACCGGAACCUCUUAUAGUACACUCCACAGUAACUUCACCCCACAUUAUUACCUCCGCCAACGCCACCAACAGGCACUAAAACAUAUAAAUAGGCGAAAUCCACCCAAGAAAAGUCGUCUCCAGCAUUUUCCCUCCGCAUUGAUAUCUCAGGAUAUGCCUUUUCUGGAAGACCAUGAAGCCUCCACCCCCAACCCCAUGGCAAACUCCGACGCUGGCCCAGAAACACAGGGCGGCGAGUCGGACGACCAAUCAGACGCCAGCUCGCAGCCAGAGCUCAGAACCGCGGACCCAAAAAGCAUGAGCACGGACGACGUGCGCAGUAUUUCGUCUGGAACGCAACUGCUGCCCAAACAGAAGCAGGCGCCGGAGCCUCCGUUGGAGCGCACAACGUCACACAAUUCCAGCACCGCGGCGAAGGCCAAGCGGCAGCCCUCGAAGCGGCCGCAGCAACAUGGUCGCUCGCAGUCCAAUAGCAGAGUGAGCUUGGCACUCAGUACAUCAUCUAGCAGUAGACCGCUAGGCACCUUGAGUAGGUCCAAGUCCACAGAUCUCAUUCUGCGGCCGGGACAUCCGAACAUGAAACGUAGUAAUAAAUCGUAUACCAAGUUGACGUCGCUACAUCCGGCGAAGUCGGCGUCCAAGGGCACGAUGAACAGAGCCGUCAAUUCGUUGCAGCCGCUCACAAAGACGUUGCUGAACGGGUCGCUCAAUCGCGGCUCUGGCGGGAUGCAUCCGUUGACGAAGACCAUUCUGAGGGACUCGGCUAAGCACUAUGCUCUUCGAAAGACGGUGCUGAACACAUCUCAGAAGGGUAUUGGCACGUUGUCACGUAACAAGUCCGAGAACUCCAUAAAGUCGAACAAAUCCAACACGUCCCUCAAGGGAAUCAACGCUCAGCUUGGCGGGUUAAAGUCGAGCGCCAAACGUGGAAAGGCAAUCCUUAAAUUAAAUGAGGAGUACCCCGAUGAAGCAUAUGAGGAUGUCAGCGAUGAUUCAGAAGAGGGCGAAGACCUGGCAUCGGAGCAGCCCAGACCAAGACUUGAGAGACCGGAUGUUCGCCCUAAUAUCUCCUCUGAAGGUGUAGCAGAUGUUGUCAGUAGUGAUGGCCGCUCUUCCGCAACCCCCUACCAGCUCCAACUGUCGCCCAAAAAUGAGCCGCUGCUAAACGACUACAAGAACACAGACAGUUCCUCGGAGGAUUUGACCUCUCGCAAUAUGUAUGGAGGCUCGUUCCUUUUGUCUCAAUCUACUGGCAUGACUAGGAAGAUUAAUCCAUCAUCAGAGCCCAUGGACUAUGCAGCAUUUACAGAGAACAAUAGCGCAAGCAGCAAAGCUCUGGACCGAUCCGGGGGAGGCAUUGUAUUCAAAACUGGCCAAGCACGGGACGUGGAGAGUGAACCAGUGGUCACUAAAACCAAUGCGGCCAAAAACUCGUAUCACAAUAACCAAACUAUUUUCGGAAAUCUUCAACGUACAGAUCUGCAAUUCUCCAAUCACAAACUGCAACGGCCAGCUAGCGAAAAGAGUUUACAGAAACAAUUGUCUAACAAGAACUUCGCUGGCUAUUUGGAAAGCAACAAUGGCCCUUCCAAUUCUGGGCCUGAAACAAGAACCCAGCAAAAACUUUGGUUGCAACGUGAGAAUUCUUUGAUGGAUGUGUCAUCCAAUUUGGACCCUUCGAGACUAUCCAACUUCUCGAAUCUUUCGUUGAACAAACUCAUGUUCGCCCACAACAUGAGCAGCGCCAAUGUCCGCGAUAUGCAUCUAUCAAGACACGGGUCCAGCGCAAGCCACGAUUUGCUCAACUCGAAAGGUGAAACGAGCUCCCCGUUCCAAAACGAGCAGGCCAGCAAUUUCAACAACUUCAUUAACAUCAUACAAAACGUGCAUCAAAACUCCAUACAAUCUCGAACCGAAUUUGAACGACUCAAUCGAGAAUAUGUCAACGUGCGGCGUCAUCUGAACCCCGUGGCGGCUAGCUUGGGCCGGAUAGAUCAGUACUUGAAGCACCGUGGUGAAGAAGGAGAGGGCAGCUCACAGAAGAAGGAUCCAGCGAAAAAGAAGACGAAAAAUGAAACCACUGAAAGUCAAGAGCAGUACAAGCUGCAGUUGAUCCACAGGCUUUGGCAAGAAGCGUUGCACACAAGUUCUGCCUCGAGUGUGUCUCUCCGGCGGUACCAGGAUGAACAGCUUCUGCUCCAACAACAACAACAGCAGCAGCAACAACAAGAGCAAGAAACCAACAGACAAGGAUAUGAGUCUACAAGCAACCGGUUGCAGAACGAAGACGCAUCUUCUGCAAGGGAAAGACUCAACAGAUUGAAUCUCAACGGUACCAUGGCCGCCAAUAGGACUGUCAAGUCAGGAGGCCCCAUCAAAAGAUAG